AUGGCGGCUGAAGUCCCACAGUGGCUUGCCGAGCGCUUCCCUGGGCGGGAAUGGCAAUCGCUUCGCUGCUGCAAGCUUGUGGCGAAGGAGGGUGUGGGUGCCGGCCUCGAAAUGGAGGCGACAGAGUACGGCUACGCCGUGGACACUAUCCUCCCAGAACCGGGCCAGGAACCGGCCUUACAACCCGGGGACACAAUCGUGGCCAUCGAAGGCCAACGCCUUCUUGGCCUGUCAGAGGAGGACAUCGACCAAGUGUUCGGAGCUCACUUUCGGCACGGCGCGCUGCUCCUUCUGCUGAGCUCUAAGGAGUUGCAGGAUGCGGCUGGCACGCAGGACAUGGACCCGGCCGAAUCAGACAAGAGGAAGAGUGUCGAGGAGCACGAGGCCACGGUGCGCAUUCCUGUCGGCCGUGCGACAGCUUGGCAACUGGACGAAGCCACCGCGGCCAACGUGUCCAACGACCUGGCCAUAGUGAGCGAGCAGUUUGGCCUUGCUGCAAGGGCUCAUUUUGGCGACCACGGCAUGGAGAGCGUUCUCCUGACCGGCCUUCCCAGUGCCAUCGCUCAAGCCCGCCCGGAGGUCGUCCGCAUCCUCGCCUUCUACCGGGAUGGCCAGCUCCACUGCGCCAGCGAGGCACCGAUGGAGGCGGCCAAAGCGGCGCCGAGCACGCCCAUGGAGACCACGUCUCUGGACUUGCCGGAUCACGUGCGGGAUCUCCGUCAGUUUCAGUACCAUGACCACACUGCCGACAUAAUCGUCCACGCCUGGGGGACGUCGUUGGCGGAGGCGCUGGCGCAGGUGUGCGCGGGCAUGUUCAACUACAUGACUCCGCUGGACAAGGUUGGCCUUGUCAAGACGGUGGAGGUGGAGGCAACGGGGCACGACCUACCGGACCUGCUGUACCAUCUCCUUGACGAGUUCCUCUAUGUUUUCGCCACCGAGAUGCACGUGAGCAGAUGCAUCGAGAUCUUGUCUUUCGAUGAGCAAAAGCUCCGCAUUCGAGCUCGGGGUUAUGGAGAGAAGAUGGACUUGCGGAAGCAUGAGCAGGGCACCGAGAUCAAGGCCAUCACGAUGCACAUGAUGAAGAUCCUGACUCCCGACUUCAUCUUCACAGAGGAUGGCAAGGGGCCACGCGAUGCAGAGGGCCAGAUGUCGGACUUUGCAUUCGAGGCAUACGUGCUUCUGGAUAUUUGA
Molecule: messenger RNA, 1194 nt
Organism: Symbiodinium natans
Lineage: Eukaryota; Dinophyceae; Suessiales; Symbiodiniaceae
Source: the annotation of a GenBank genome assembly